ACGAGAAUAGUAAACCGACCAAUAUCCGGCAUCCCCGACUCAAAUUUCAAAUUUUCAGACACGCGAAGAGACUCGGUGAAUCUUGUGUAAUCGUCAGGCAGGGAGCUGUAAAAGCUCUAGCAUGAAGAAAUCUGUYUUCUUGUAAUGACAGUGAAAUGUGUCUAUGGUUCUACAGAUUGAAAAACGUUAAAGAUGGCAGUCCACAAUCCAUAGAGUCAUGCCUCUUCUGCUGUAAUGUGUAGAGUACUAUGGAACCCAUUACAUGUUCUUGUGACUUAUAUAUCGAUGAUACUUAGCUUAAACUUUCCUGGCACUUCAGUUUACGGAGCCGGUAACAUUCCUUUCGCUUGGAUGACUGCCACAUCAAUUUAUGACAAAUUUCACACAGCGCGUGAUGCGGUAUUAGGUAACAGCACUAGUGCUUGGUGCGCUGGAAACUCUACAUCUCAUCAGUAUAUACAGGUUAAUUUAGAAAAAGUGUUUGAAUUACAAGGUAUAGCAACCCAAGGUCUGUACUCWAAUUACAUCAGUGGCCAUGUAACUGCAUACAAGAUGAAAACUAGUUUGAAUGGUCUUUUAUGGCACGGAUAUCGUGAAAGUAAUCAGUCAAAAGAAAUGAUACUUCCAGGAAACAAUGAUUCCACCAAUGUAUCAUAUAACAUAUUGAACGGUUCUUGCAGUAAACCUCUUAAAGCACAGUUUGUCAGAAUUUACCCUGUUAAAUGGUUAAACAAUAUUUGCAUGCGCAUUGGACUUUUUGGAGUUCCAAGUACUUGCUCUUUGUCAAACAACUGUUGCAUUACAAAUGAAUCAGACAUCAAAAACUCGACGUCUCCAUGUCCUCGUGGUUUCUAUAGAGACGGCAAUAUCUGUUCAGAUAUYGAUGAAUGUAUCAGUAAUAUCACGUGUCGUGCUAAUUCCACGUGUGUUAACAUCCCUGGUUCUUUCAAUUGUACCUGUCUGCUUGGUUAUCAUGGCAACGCUAGUAAAUGCAUUGACAUUAAUGAAUGCGCCACUGCCAACCAUUCCUGCUCGACCCAUGCACAGUGCAUUAAUGUUCCCGGAUCAUAUACUUGUCGCUGUACAUCCGGCUAUCAUGGCAGCGGUCAUAAGUGUCUAGAUGUUGACGAAUGUGGAAUGAAYUUAAGAAGUUGCCAUAAAAACGCAAGUUGCACCAAUACACCAGGGUCUUAUACGUGUGAUUGCAAAAAUGGUUAUGAAGGAGAUGGACUUAAUUGCAAAGAUGUGGACGAAUGUAAAAGGAGUCAUAUUUGUCCACGACACGCCGUCUGUACAAACCUUCCCGGUUCGUUUUAUUGUGCCUGUACACGUGGGUACCGGUCUUCUAGUGGUAACUGCACAGCUGACAGUGUUGCUGGUCAAUUCACUCACCGUAGGUAUCUUGGUAUUGCCAUUGGUUUGCCUGUAAUAGUAAUAGUUGUUGUGAUAUCAGUCUCCUUGGCAUACAUCGUCACUCGUCGCAGGCGAAAACGUGUUGUGCGUCGUCCAAAACCUUCGAACCAAACAAGUUCACGUCCACCGAGCACAGUGAUUGGUCAAAUUGAUAAAUUGCUAUUUGAUGAUGACCGAAAACUCCGAGAUUCGGUCUCAUUGAACUCUUUGCAAUUUAGUAUACCAAGCGUACACCCAUCAUUAACAGCUUUAAAUAAUAUCACGAUAAACAAUACGAAAACUUCUCAUGAAACAUUAUAAGGACUUUGAUUUGAGAAAAUUAGUACUGGUCCACCAGUACAGUGUUGAAGAUAAACAGUACCAUUGAUAUUUCCGAGGACAAUUUUAUGUAACAAUAGACUUAAGAUCCAAUAAAAAAUCGAAAUAUUAGUAAAA
Messenger RNA from Exaiptasia diaphana, 1848 nucleotides. RefSeq names its product fibrillin-2. The record is from RefSeq and is a predicted model, not a curated record. The transcript is spliced from 10 exons. Gene Ontology annotation, molecular function: calcium ion binding. Bases 235 to 1713 code for a protein of 492 amino acids. NCBI's taxonomy places the organism in Eukaryota, Metazoa, Cnidaria, Anthozoa, Actiniaria, Aiptasiidae.